UUCAAUUUAUUUAUUUUGUCAUCUGGAUUAAAUUGGACAAGAAAUUUAAUUUCUAGUUUCAUUAAUCUCUUACAUCUCUUCAUUUUAGUUGAGUUACAUCAUCCUUCUUAAAAUUUAAUCACAAAGGACAAGAACUUUGAAUUCUAAUUUCACUAAUAUCUUACAUCUCUUAAUUUUAGUUGAGUUACAUUGUCUUUCUUAGAAUUUAAUCAAAUAAGCCACCUGAUAUGGAGCAGGUAAGAUGGAUAGUGAUAGGCCCACUGGCCCAGUAUGAAAUGUAACAAAGGACUUUUGGCCUUUCUAGCCCAAAAACGUUGUGUUUAUAAUUGUAUGAUUGAAGAAACCAACCCUACCCGGUUCAUUGCACUAAGCCCGUAAGCGGUAAGCCCAUUAGCCCAAGUCAACUAAACCAAAUAAAUGAGAAGCCGACCCGAAUUAUCUAAUUACAAACGAGAUCCAGACAACCCCCAUCAUCUUCUGCCUCAGACAAGCAAACAACUGAAAACACACAAACAAACAGGAUUUUGUAGAGAGAAGGUGAAGACUCUACGCGACUGGUUGAAAUGCAAGAUCCGUCGAAUCUAAAUUCUAAGCCGCAAAAUGCGGCGGCGUUUCCGUUUAGGCCGUCUCACCAUCGACGAGCACACUCCGAGGUGAACUUCAGGCUACCGGAUGAUCUAGAUCUGGCCUCAGACCCAUACGAUGCACCGUCUGAAAGCUUCGAAGAGCUAGGAUCUGAGGAAGAUCUGUUUUGUACUUACAUGGACAUUGAGAAGCUCGGAUCCAAUUUGAACGAUGGCGGUGCUCUGGAUAACGGUCGGAUCAACAAUGCUGGUGGCGGUGGUGGGCCUUCAGAGGAUCAUAACGGUGGCGGUGAUGAUGGAGAAAGGACCGGUACUAGACCUCGACAUCGUCAUAGUAAUUCAGUGGAUAGUUCGAGUUUUUUGAGUGAAAGCAUAGAAGCUAAGAAGGCAAUGGCUCCUGAUAAACUUGCUGAAUUGUGGACUGUUGAUCCCAAACGAGCUAAGAGGAUUUUGGCAAAUCGACAAUCUGCUGCUCGUUCGAAAGAGAGGAAGGCACGAUACAUGUCUGAACUUGAGAGAAAAGUUCAAACCCUGCAAACAGAAGCAACCACACUUUCAGCACAGUUGACUCUCUUUCAGAGGGAUACAACUGGCCUGUCUUCUGAAAACACAGAGCUUAAAAUGCGAUUACAAGCUAUGGAACAACAAGCUCAUUUACGCGAUGCUCUGAACGAGGCACUGAAGCAAGAAGUAGAAAGACUGAGAAUGGCAACAGGAGAAAUAGCAAGCUGUUCAGAUGGUUACAAUCUUGGAAUGCAUCAAAAUCAACACCAUUCCCCCUACAACCACCAAUCAAACUUCUUUACAAACCAUCAACAACAUCAAGAAUACCACCACCAGUCUCAUCCUCUACUUGCUGCCACCCACCUACAGCAGCAGGAUCCACUGGGCCGCUUCCAGGGACUGGAUAUCAGCAGCAGCAGAGGCAGACUACCAAAUCCUCAUCUUGUCAAAUCUGAAGGCCCUUCAAUCUCUGUCAGCGAAAGCGAAAGCAGCAGUACAUUUUGAUUCUCAAAUUGUUUUUUUUUUUUUUUUUUUUU
Molecule: messenger RNA, 1624 nt
Organism: Lactuca saligna
Lineage: Eukaryota; Viridiplantae; Streptophyta; Magnoliopsida; Asterales; Asteraceae
Source: the annotation of a GenBank genome assembly